Molecule: messenger RNA, 2684 nt
Organism: Gadus morhua (Atlantic cod)
Lineage: Eukaryota; Metazoa; Chordata; Actinopteri; Gadiformes; Gadidae
Gene: hapstr1b
Product: HUWE1 associated protein modifying stress responses b
Exons: 4
Coding region: 254-1045 (263 amino acids)
Source: RefSeq, a predicted model, not a curated record
AAAUUCCUAGGUGUUGUCACUGGCCGCUUCCCUUCCUACUCUGUUGUUGGUUCGCGAUGUGGAGCAACAUGAGUUAGAUGUUCGGAUACCUUUUCACAAUGCACCGCGGAAAACUUCGGGUUAUAUAUCUUUAGAUAAUUUAAAUACAUCCGUGCCGUAGGACAUACACCAAGGCGCUCUACAAAUUAUACAAACUAGUCAAUCCCACAUUUCAAGCGAAGCGUAGCAUAUGUGCUACUAGCUACCGUUAGCAAUGGAAGAGAGGAAGGAGGAGGCAGAAUCGGAGAUUCAAGAACAUGGCCCUGAACAUUGGUUUACCAAAUGGGAACGGCAGUGUUUGGGCGAAGCCGAACAAGGCGACCCGAACGAUGAAGAUACCGAGCCAAGCCAACAGAAACUGUGGCACCUUUUUCAAAACUCCGCCACUGCCAUCGCCCAGCUCUAUAAAGACCGAGUAUGUCAACAACAAGGUCUUUCUCUUUGGGUGCCCUUCCAGAACGCAGCCACGGCUGUCACUAACCUCUACAAAGAGAGUGCGGAUGCUCACCAGAGGAGCCACGAUCUCGGUAUUCAAAUAGGUUACCAGCGCAGGAACAAGGAAGUGCUCGCCUGGGUUAAGAAGCGCAGAAGAACCAUUCGCCGAGAGGACCUCAUCAGUUUUUUGUGUGGCAAGGCACCGCCCCCAAGAACCACCCGAGCCCCGCCCAGAGUUACCAUGGUCCCAACGAGCCGGCCCUCCACCCCAGAGACUGGCAGCUCGGUGGAGACGGACCUUCAGCCCUUCAGAGAAGCCAUAGCACUACACGGCCUUAGCGGCGCAAUGGCCGGCAUUUCCGUGCGUUCCGGCACACCCAGUUCUCCCACACAUCCGGCCCAGUCUCUCGGCCGCCGUAGGAAUGGUCUACACGACGUGGACCUCAACACCUUCAUCGCGGAGGAGAUGGCGCUCCAUUUGGAUGCAACCGCCAAUCGCAAGCGAGGAGCCGCCCCUUGCAGCGACGUCAUCACAGACUCGCCCACUCACAAACGCAACAGGAUGCUCUAAUCUCCUGUUCUCAGGCUCAGACUGUGUUCUGUCCUCCCACCGACACCCCUCCAUCCCCCCCCCAUGUGGCCGACUGAAUGACUCUCAAGGACUGGCGGUUCGGCCAGCCGUUCUAAACGUUUUCCCCCCUUUUCAUCUUUGUUGAAAUACUACAAAUAAAGAUAAAAAAAAAAAAAGACAAGCCCCCUUCAAUUUUUACUCUUUUCUUCUGCACCCCUCUGCUUCUGAUUCUUCCCUAACCUCUCUCUGGCAGAGACCUACUUUCUUCCUCAACAGGACAAUAUUGUUUGCUCAUGGUCUUGUUUUUUUGUUUUUUUUUAUAGAUUUCAUAAAUGUAUGGAAGGAAGCACAUUGGAGAAGGAGAGAGAAAAGCAGACUGACCCAUUUUAGAACUGAUUGAUUAAGUCUGCUCAACUGAUGAUCAGAUGAUGCAGACUUUUGCCAACCACUGUUAGACUUCUGCAGUCAAUACCUUUCGAUCCAUUGGUAACACGGUGCAAGUCCGGCUCUUAACUCAAGUGCUGAUUAGCCUUGACUGAAACUCUUGGCUCAUUUAGAAAGCUGUAGUCCGGCCCUGAGAAGACAGCCCACCCCCCCCUCUCCCCCUCCCUGUCCAACGGACGACUCAAUGCAUGUCUGUGUGUUUCUCAAUCUGUUGCCGUACUUUGAUUUGGUGUGUCUUACAGCAGAAAUGCCACUUGCUGUGUUGUACUCUCUAUCGACUAUCUGCCUUCAAGGAUGCUGCUAUCUCUGGUUGUUGUCGGACUAAGUGUGUGUGUGUGUGUCUGUGCGCUUGUGCGUUCAGGGAUCUGGCACAUGCAGCAGUCUUCGCUUUUCCCCUCUUUCUUUUUGCGCCACAGAUCGUUAACCCUGUCUUCACUUGUUUUAAACCUUAACCCAAGUAUGAUCACAUAACUGGUCACCCAGCCUACUAUAAUUUGUGGCUACACAGGAAAAGAAAAAAAAAUGGAACAUACAAAUAUUUAACAGAGCAGUCACACCUGUGUGUGUAUGUUACAUACGGUAAAAUUAAACACGUCAUUGGAAACAGAUUCAGGAAUGUAUUUCUAAAUUAAUUUGAAAAAGUUUUCAAAACUUCUGCUUCCGUUCCAAAUAAUUUGAACCACGUUUGGCAUUUGUUGUCAGUCUUAACAGAGCGCUGACAAUCGGUUUCAGAACAACUUCAGUCAGUCCUGUUUCUCAUUUAUUGCUGGCACUGCCAUUUUUGUUUAAAAUAAUAAAUACUACCACUACUAAAUACAAUUCUACUUUUGCCACACCUUCUAUUCAUGUGUAAAUUGCAUUGAAAGUAUACAAGGACGUGUUGUAGUUAAAGGUGAUUGGGCUGGCUUCUGUGAGUCUAGAAGUAGAAUGUGGGUAAGUGCCUGUGAUUUCUCCCAUCACGUUGUGGCUCAACCCGUGGGUACCACGGCCCAAGAUGCUUCCUGUAAAAAAGGAGAAUUAACUUCUAACUCCAAACGACUGCUUUGUUACACAGCCAUGUCUGAUUCGUUUAAGAAAAAACAUUUAGGGGCUGUUUUAAUUGUGUAUGUGGUACAUAUUGUAAAAAGGAAUUGGGUUAUUCAUGUACAUCGAAAGAUACAUUAAAGAGAAACGAGUGUGUACGUUCUGAAGUGAA